AUGGCCGGCCCCGUGAGCCCCAACCCCGAGACUGGGUCCCCCGCACCCCCCGAGCUGUCCCAGCGCCUCCACAAUGCGGCUGACAUCUCUGUCAUCCUCAUCUACUUCAUCGUGGUGGCAGCUGUGGGGCUGUGGGCCAUGCUGAAGACGAACCGUGGCACAGUGGGCGGCUUCUUCCUGGCGGGCAAAGACAUGAGCUGGUGGCCGAUGGGAGCCUCCCUCUUUGCCAGCAACAUCAGCAGUGGGCACUUCGUGGGGCUGGCGGGCACCGGCGCGGCCACGGGCAUCAGCGUCGUGACCUUUGAGUGGAACUCUGUGUUCCUGGUGCUGAUUCUAGGCUGGAUCUUUGUGCCCAUAUACAUCAAGUCAGGGGUGCUGACCAUGCCUCAGUACCUGAAGAAGCGUUUUGGAGGGCAACGCCUGCAGGUCUACCUGUCCGUCCUCACCAUCUUCAUCUGUGUGGCUCUGAGGAUCUCUUCCGACCUCUUCUCGGGAGCCAUCUUCAUCAAGCUGGCGCUGGGGCUGGACCUGUACUUGGCCAUCUUCCUCCUGCUGGCCAUCACGGCCCUCUACACCAUCUCAGGGGGCCUGGCUGCGGUCAUCUACACAGACACGCUGCAGACGGCCAUCAUGCUCGUGGGCUCCUUCAUCCUCACGGGCUUUGCCUUCGCCGAGGUUGGUGACUACGAGAGCUUCACAGAGAAGUACAUGCAGGCCGUCCCCUCCGUGGUCCAUGGUGACAACCUGACCAUCAGCCCUGCCUGCUACACGCCCCUGCCAGACUCCUUCCACAUCUUCCGUGACCCCAUCACCGGGGACAUCCCCUGGCCAGGCAUCGUGUUCGGCAACGCCUUUGUGGGGCUGUGGUACUGGUGCACCGACCAGGUCAUCGUGCAGCGCUGCCUGUCAGGCAAGAACAUGUCCCAUGUGAAGGCAGCCUCUGUUCUGUGUGGUUACCUCAAGCUGCUGCCGCUCUUCUUCAUGGUGAUGCCGGGGAUGAUCAGCCGCAUCCUCUACACCGACAGGGUGGCCUGCGUGGUGCCUUCAGAGUGCUUGAAGCACUGUGGAUCCGAGGUGGGCUGCACCAACUAUGCCUACCCCAUCCUGGUCAUGGAGCUCAUGCCCAAUGGGCUGCGCGGCCUGAUGAUAUCGGUCAUGCUGGCCUCGCUCAUGAGCUCCCUGACGUCCAUCUUCAACAGCGCCAGCACGCUGUUCACCGUGGACAUCUACACCAAGGUGCGCAAGGGCGCCUCGGAGAAGGAGCUGCUGGUGGCUGCUCGGGUGUUUAUCGUGGUCCUCAUCGUGAUCAGCAUCCUGUGGGUGCCGCUGAUCGAGGCCUCCAAUAGCGGACAGCUGAUCCACUACAUUGAGUCCAUCUCCAGCUACCUGGGGCCACCCGUCGCCACGGUCUUCCUGCUGGCCAUCUUCUGCAAGAGGGUCAACGAGCAGGGGGCGUUCUGGGCCCUCAUCACUGGGCUGGCAGUGGGCCUGGUGCGCAUGGUGGCGGAGUUCGCCUACGGCACGGGCACCUGCCUGGAGCCCAGCGCCUGCCCCACCGUCAUCUGCGGCGUGCACUACCUCUACUUCGCCCUCAUCCUCGUGGCCAUCACCGCCGCGGUGGGCCUGGGCGUGUCCCUGCUCACCAGGCCCAUCCCCGACGUGCACCUGUACCGCCUGUGCUGGGCUCUGAGGAAUAGCACAGAGGAGAGAGUGGACAUUGACGCUGAGAACAACGGCUGGAACGCCCAGGAGGACGCCCAGGAAGGUAGCGAGGAGCACGAGCCGGAGGACGCUCGCAGCUGCCUGCGGAAAGGCUGCGACCUCUUCUGCGGGCUCACCCAGAAGGCGCCCCGGCUGAGCCCCGAGGAGAGGGAGGUGCUACAGAGGAAGCUGACGGACACCUCGGAGGAGCCUCUGUGGCGGAGUGUGGUCAACGCCAACGCCAUCGUGCUGCUGGCCGUGGCCGUCUUCGUCCACGGCUUCUACGCCUGA
This is a messenger RNA of Erinaceus europaeus (western European hedgehog), 1992 nucleotides long. RefSeq names its product solute carrier family 5 member 4-like. Bases 1 to 1992 code for a protein of 663 amino acids. The record is from RefSeq and is a predicted model, not a curated record. Gene Ontology annotation, cellular component: plasma membrane. NCBI's taxonomy places the organism in Eukaryota, Metazoa, Chordata, Mammalia, Eulipotyphla, Erinaceidae. Gene Ontology annotation, molecular function: D-glucose:sodium symporter activity. Gene Ontology annotation, biological process: transmembrane transport; sodium ion transport. The transcript has 15 exons.